Messenger RNA from Aureobasidium vineae, 1566 nucleotides. NCBI's taxonomy places the organism in Eukaryota, Fungi, Ascomycota, Dothideomycetes, Dothideales, Saccotheciaceae. The record is from the annotation of a GenBank genome assembly.
AUGUACCCAUCUCCUUCCUCCGUCGUGUUUAAUGACCAUGAGCCUGUGUGGUUUCUGAAAGAGCGAGUCGUUCUGACAUGGCACGACCAAGAUCACGAUCAAGCGCUACACCUCGGGGAGCCGUCCCCUCUCAACAAGGACGCGAGCUUGAUACUCUGGCUCGGCCUUGUCGAAGGCAGCGACCAAGCCGUGGCCAUGUUGCAACUCACGGUCACGCAUUAUUCGAAGGGAAAGAGGAAGAAGUUCGACUUGUUUUCAGUGCCUGAAAGCUUGAAGCUUGUCAGUGAUGAACUGCCCAUUUUGGGUAUAGAUGAGAUACCUGGAGACAUGUCCCGCAUGUUCGAAACAAUCGAGGGCUCUUCCAAAUCCCGCUUUGUGCGACUGUCCUUGUGCAAGACCGUUCCAAGUCAGACCCUGAUGCCUAUCCGCAAGACUAUGCGAGCUGUACAAGGCGCGGCUGAACACGUUAUGCUCUCGGUGCAGGCAUUCGCCGAGUCGGCCGAAAGAUUUGAAGUCUAUAUGGGCUACAGCACAUAUGCGCAUCAGGCUCUGACACGAAACAUACACGCUCUCCAAUCCAACUAUACCGUUCCAUCAUUCAACCUCGAAUCGUGCUACAGUCACAACGGCGGAGCCUUCGACCCGUGGAACGACUACCUGGAUACCAAGUGUGCUCGCACAGCAACCAACCUUGAUGCCGUUCUGGACAACCGCCACGCCCACAAGAGGAAAAGAGCAAGGUAUGAACAAGGAGAGGAGGAUCCGUAUGAGGAUGAGGCGGAUCCACAAGCAAAGCAUUGGGCUCGACGAACUGCUCAAGACGUUGCUCCACCACCAGCAUACGAACAGGUUCAGAUGCCAGCAAGCGACUGCGCACCCUCUCCACGUUCAAACAAAUGCAGGGAUGCCAGUUCAGUCGUGCCAACGACACCUCCGAAUCAAGGUUCAUGCGCCGACAGCAGCUUCUCGUUGAAUCCGCUCGAUACCCCUGACUCACCUCCGCUUGGACCCCCUUUUUCUCCACGCGUCGACCCUCCACAACGUCCACCAUUACUCGACACUCGACCUGUUGCGCUGACGAACGGUCGUUUAGAUAUCAACGUCGCGUUACACAAGGCUUUUGUGACAUGGCUGUUGAAUAUGGGAAGGCUGCGGCCUUAUCUACAUGAAGAUCUUGAACUCUACACAAUUCUGGUAGCCUACGGUCUCGCGGUACACAGAGGAGACUCGACUCGCUUUCCCAACAUCAAAGCAAGAGCUACCUCGCUAGUCCUGAAAAGGCAUGUCACAUCCACGAGCGAGAUUCGCAAUUGGAAUGUCCCGGCAGAGAAGCUGGUGCAGAGACUGUUAAGAUGGAUGUGUGGUCUUGUACUCAAUGCUGACGAAGAGUUAAUUGAUGAACUCUUACUUCUGACACGCAAUGCCAUUGAUGCGACGCAAGACAAUCAAGCGCCAGUAGCUGUGCCUUCUGCGAAAAGGGAAGAGUACCUGCUUCAAGAGGCUACUUGUGUCGCGAACUUCUUCGUGACUUAUGCUCCGCUCUUAUUACGACAUCUGAAAACAUAG